CCCGCGCGCGCCUCCGCGAUGCCUGUGUCGGGGGGAUUGGGUGCGCCUGGCCCUGUCCGAGCCUUGUAGAGACCGGCCCCUCCUCCUGCGCCAACCCCACCCACCGGCCUCUCCUCUCCACUGCGCUCCAUCACUGAGCGCUCUCCACCUGGUCUGCGAUUCUUCCGCCCCUCGCUCCAACCACCUCUCACACGGCCUGGGCGCUCUGGCCGAGCGGGCGGCAAGCUGGGGGGAUGCGCUCCGUCAAGGCUCUACAGAAUUCGCUGAGCAGGGCCGGCAGUCACUGCCGGCGGGGAGGCUGGGGUCACCUGAGCCAGAACCCUCUCCUUGGCUGGGGCGCCCGGCACCACCUCAGCGAGGCCGCGGCGCAGGGCAGGGAGACGCCGCACAGCCUCCAGACGCAGCACCAGGACCAGUAAGACUCGCGGGACAGGGGCAAGGGACAGGCUCGCUCCCACUCCCACUGCGGCUCCCGCUAGCUUCCGAGUCCUAUUCCCAUCUCCCUUCUCCUCUCCUCGCUUACUGGCCUGCGAUGCCUUUUCCUUUAGAUUUGGGGCUUUGGGUCCGCCACGCUCGGGCGGUAACGCGCCGUCCGCCCGGGAGGGCUUUUGGGCAGGUCGGCGCUCGGGAUGGUGCCUAUCCAAGUGACUCUUCAGAGAGUGGCAUGCUGUCCCGUCUGGGUGACCUGCUCUUCUACACGGUUGCUGAGGGACAGGAACGAAUCCCCAUCCACAAGUUCACCACUGCGCUGAAGGCCACCGGACUGCAGACGUCAGAUCCCCGGCUCCGGGACUGCAUGAGCCUCAUGCGCCGCAUGGUUCGAGAGUCCAACAGUGGUGGCCUCUUGGACCGAGAUCUUUUCCGAAAGUGUGUGAGCAGCAACAUUGUGUUACUGACUCAGGCCUUCCGGAAGAAGUUUGUCAUUCCUGAUUUUGAGGAGUUCACGAGCCACGUGGACCGCAUCUUUGAGGAUGCCAAAGAGCUCACUGGAGGCGAGGUGGCAGCCUACAUCCCUCAGCUGGCCAAGUCAAACCCGGGCCUGUGGGGCGUCUCGCUGUGCACCGUGGAUGGCCAGCGGCAUUCCGUGGGCCACACGAAGGUCCCCUUCUGCCUGCAGUCCUGCGUGAAGCCCCUCACCUACGCCAUCUCCAUAAGCACCCUGGGCACGGACUACGUGCACAGGUUCGUGGGCAAGGAGCCCAGCGGCCUGCGCUACAACACGCUCUCCCUCAAUGAGGAAGGAAUCCCCCAUAACCCCAUGGUCAAUGCUGGCGCCAUUGUCGUGAGCUCCCUGAUCAAGAUGGACUGUAACAUAGCAGAAAAGUUUGACUUUGUCUUGCAAUAUCUGAACAAAAUGGCUGGGAAUGAAUACAUGGGUUUCAGCAAUGCCACAUUCCAGUCAGAGAAGGAAACGGGGGAUCGCAAUUAUGCCAUCGGGUAUUAUCUGAAGGAAAAGAAGUGCUUUCCUAAAGGGGUGGACAUGAUGGCUGCCCUUGAUCUCUACUUCCAGCUGUGCUCCGUGGAGGUGACCUGCGAAUCGGGCAGCGUCAUGGCGGCCACCCUGGCCAAUGGCGGCAUCUGCCCCAUCACCGGGGAGAGCGUGCUAAGCGCCGAAGCCGUCCGCAACACCCUCAGCCUCAUGCACUCCUGCGGCAUGUACGACUUCUCGGGCCAGUUUGCCUUCCACGUGGGCCUGCCGGCCAAAUCAGCUGUGUCAGGAGCCGUCCUCCUGGUGGUGCCCAACGUCAUGGGCAUGAUGUGUCUGUCACCUCCACUGGACAAGCUGGGGAACAGCUACAGGGGGGUCAACUUCUGCCAAAGGUUGGUGUCUCUCUUCAAUUUCCACAACUACGAUAACCUGAGGCACUGCGCUCGAAAAUUAGACCCACGGCGCGAAGGGGGAGAAGUCCGGAACAAGACUGUGGUCAACCUGUUAUUUGCUGCCUCUAGUGGAGAUGUCUCAGCUCUUCGAAGGUUUGCCUUGUCGGCCAUGGAUAUGGAGCAGAAAGACUAUGACUCCCGCACCGCCCUGCACGUUGCUGCUGCUGAAGGACACAUUGAAGUUGUUAAAUUCCUGAUUGAGGCCUGCAAAGUGAAUCCUUUUGUCAAGGACAGGUGGGGCAACACCCCCCUGGACGAUGCGGUGCAGUUCAACCACCUGGAGGUGGCGAGACUGCUGCAAGACUACCAGGAGUCUUACACACCGUCUGAGACCUGGGCCGAGGCUGCAGCGGAGGCCCUGUCCAAAGAGAACUUAGAGAGCAUGGUGUGAGCAUGGGGCAUGCAUGGUCCCUGCCCAAGAAAAAGCACGAGCUGGCCACACACUUAACAUAUAACCACCAAACAUGCUACGGAGGGCCGCACGGCUUCAGUGGAGACCAGGACUAAGGCCAGUGCUUUUUGUGAAAGAGCUGAAAUACCCCGUUCCCUUGGCAGAAAAAGGAUAGAGAAGUGCCUUUUGUGGACCCCUGCAGUAGAGCUACCUGCAAAGACUGUGGGCUUCCUCUAAGUACAGACUAAUGGCUUAGCCCACUGCAGAUCAUCCCAGGUCUUCACGCAGGUCCCCUCUUCUCUCCGAAGAAGCCAUUCUGAGAGAGUGUCCAGCGGGGGGCUCUAGCCACCCUACACGUGUGUAUAUACACAGAGGAAGAGGGGGCUAUGUACCGGGCUUUGGUAGUCUGGAGACUUCCCCCUUGGCCAGAAGUGCUGCUGCUGCUAAUAGCAAUUUUAUAGACAGAGGAAGUAUUUUGUGCUCAAAUAAACUUUAAUCACACAAAUUA
Messenger RNA from Cervus elaphus (red deer), 2780 nucleotides. It is a transcript of the gene GLS2, whose product is annotated as glutaminase 2. The record is from RefSeq and is a predicted model, not a curated record. Gene Ontology annotation, molecular function: protein binding; glutaminase activity. Lineage: Eukaryota; Metazoa; Chordata; Mammalia; Artiodactyla; Cervidae. The transcript has 18 exons. The coding region runs from base 533 to 2272 and encodes 579 amino acids. Gene Ontology annotation, biological process: L-glutamine catabolic process.